Messenger RNA from Zonotrichia leucophrys gambelii, 8544 nucleotides. RefSeq names its product ST6 N-acetylgalactosaminide alpha-2,6-sialyltransferase 3 (gene ST6GALNAC3). The record is from RefSeq and is a predicted model, not a curated record. Gene Ontology annotation, molecular function: alpha-N-acetylgalactosaminide alpha-2,6-sialyltransferase activity. The transcript is spliced from 5 exons. Gene Ontology annotation, biological process: ganglioside biosynthetic process; oligosaccharide metabolic process. The coding region runs from base 273 to 1190 and encodes 305 amino acids. Lineage: Eukaryota; Metazoa; Chordata; Aves; Passeriformes; Passerellidae.
ACGCUGGAGCCAUGAAUCAAACCCGGUCAUGUGACGGAGGGGAGGUGCUGGGCUGGCUCGCAGCCAGUGGCAGGAGCUGAUGGGUGGAACGAACGGGGCAUAAAAAGACUAACAUGACUAACGGGUCCUGGAUGCGUGCUGCCUUCCUUUGGAUCCACGGGAAUGUGGGCUCUGGCAGUUCUGCAGCUCCACCGGCCUCUUGCCUGACACUGCAACUGCUGCUCACAAAGUAGAACCCUGCUGCUCUUUGGUAGGAAGGAUAGAGAAAGAACAUGGCCUGCAUUUUGAAGAGAAAGUCCAUUGUUGCCGUGAGUUUCAUUGCAGCAUUCCUCUGUCUGAUCAUCGUUCGUCUCACAAAUGAAGUAACUUUCCCUUUGAUCCUAAACUGCUUUGGACAAACCAGAGUCAAGUGGAUCCCAUUUUCUAAUGGCCAAAGGCAGCCUCUGAAAACUCAUUAUGGAUACAUAAAUGUAAAAACACAAGAGCCUCUACACCUUGACUGUGACCUCUGUGCCAUUGUUUCAAACUCGGGACAGAUGGCUGGCCAGAGGGUGGGCACUGAGAUAGACAAGUCCUCCUGCAUCUGGAGGAUGAACAAUGCUCCCACAAAGGGCUAUGAGGAAGAUGUUGGGAAGAGGACAACCGUAAGAGUGGUCUCUCACACAAGUGUGCCUCUCCUGCUCAAGAAUCCCAAGUACUUUUUCAAAGAAACCAACAGCACCGUUUACGUGAUCUGGGGUCCUUUUCGGAACAUGAGGAGGGAUGGAAAUGGCAUUGUGUACAACAUGCUGAAGAAAACUGUUGACAGCUACCCAACUGCCAAAAUCUACGUGACCACGGAGAAGCGCAUGAGUUACUGCGAUGCGGUGUUCAAGAGGGAGACGGGAAAGGACCGAGUCCAGUCAGGUUCAUAUCUCAGCACAGGUUGGUUCACCUUAAUUUUGGCUAUGGAUGCCUGCUAUGGAAUUCACGUCUAUGGGAUGAUAAAUGACACCUACUGCAAGUCAGAAGGCUUUCGCAAAGUUCCCUACCACUAUUACGAGCCAGGAAGAGACGAGUGUGAGGAAUACUUUCUCCAUGAAAAUGCUCCAUAUGGAGGCCACAGGUUUAUCACAGAAAAGAAAGUAUUUGCUAAGUGGGCCAAGAAGCACACAAUAAUAUUUACACAUCCCAACUGGACAGUGUCUUGAUACUGGUUUACUUAACUCUCCCUUAACAGCAUAUUACAGAAAUGUCUCAGUUUACAAUAGUUUUGCUUACAUCUGGCUGGCCUUUCUCAGCCUAGGUAACACUAAACUAAAAACCAGAAGACAAAGAGGGUGGUGGUUCAGCUGUUAAGCAAAAUUAAUCUGUGGAAGGCAGACACGUUGUUUGUUAUUUCUUAGGGUUUUAAUCCACACUAUGCACUUUAUACUUUAACUGGAUUUUACUUCAAGGCAGGAGCAGUUAAAGACAGAUGAGAUUUCCUGUAUAUACAGGUGCACACAGAGAGCAUGGUGGUCCUUUGAAAAUUGUCCAUCAUCUCAGAUAUUUAAAAUUAUUAUUUGUAGCUCAUUUGCUGUACUAAAGCGCUAGUUCCAUUUGUGGUAUCAGUAGAAAUUUUCAACAAGAGAAAUGUGAGGAAAAAUACAGACCUCCAAGGUCCAGGAGGAAGUAAAUAAAAAAAAAACAACACCUGAAUAUAUUGAUACACAGUCUAUUGUGAGCACUUGCAUAUAUGGUAAAAUUAGAGAUGAGCUAAGCAUGGUUCUUGAACUGUACGCAACUGUUGAAUGAAAAGAUAUUACCUACUCAAGGCUCCUGAUUAAUUCAUAACUUCUGAAAUGCAGCUUCCUUCCACCUUAGUCAGUCUGCACCAUCUGGGAUGAUGUAGUUUGUGCUUUUUGAAGCUGUUGUCCCACACUUCAGCUCCAGCAGAAUGGCACUUGGCAAAGAUUGUGUUUUGCAGCCCAUGAUGAACCUUUGGCUGUUGUACCAAGCCUGCUGUCAGUACCCAAGCUGGUGAGUGCAAAGUUGUUUCAUUAAUAUCUCCAUUUACUCCAGUUGUGCAUUUGACUUGCUCCAACAUCCAAAUAACAGUAUUUUGACAGUACUUCCCAUGCAGCCAUCAUAAUUUAUUUUAGAUCUCCAGUUUCUCCAUCUUUAAAAACAAGGAUAGUGUCUAUCUGCCUCACGAGAGAGUUGUGAGGACUAAUUUAAUUUAAUUUAAAGCACUUUCCUGAUGCAGAAUGCUCCAGAUCAUUUAUUCUUAACACAAAAACAAUGGUACCUGUCAUUUAUUCUUGUCUGUUGGGUAUUUGAAGAAAGUGACAACGUGUCUGGCUCUGAUGGCAAAUUGUUCUGUGUAUCCGCUUUCCUACUGAGGAUAAUUUGUAAUAUUGAGUUCUAUCAGCUUGCAUUUCUUCAGAUGAAGUUGAAAGAACUCCCCAUCUCACAGUAUUAUCUGCACAUUAAAAGGCAGUUCAAGAAUCUUAAAAUAUACUCAUCUCUAGUUUAAGUAUGUAUUUCCAAGCUUACUGUCAUGGAAAGUUUUCAACUGCAGCAGACUCAUUUGUAUUAUGACCAUAAUUCAAAUACGUGUGUGAGUUUUAUUUAAACUGUAUUUAAACUAAUGCUUUAAUUUUAGAAUGUGUCCUAUGAAUAUUUUAACAUCGAGAAUGUCAGAUUCAACACUGUAAUAGCCAAUACUGUGAACACUUGAAGGAAUUAUGUGUGGAACAUGUCACACAGGGUUUACUCACACUACUUAAAACAUUAACCAACAGGAAACUUUCUAUGCUUUUGUAAAUCAAGAAAAGGGGAAAGUAAAAAACUAUUUUUACAUGUAAGUAUUUGUAUACUGACUAUUUCCUAUUGUAUAUUUGUAUAUAUAAAUCUAUAUUUUGUAUGUUCAUUGCAUAUAUAUUCUCUCAUCAACUGUUGCAACUCAUAGGAUGGGGAGGAAAUCAGUAUUCCUCCUCCUGAUCAUUGGUUUCUUGUUCCUGUUGGUAGGUGAUUCCAGGGUAUCAUCUGUGUUUCUCCUUCUAUUUUCUACCAUAAAUGCACUCUCUGAUUUUAUUUUUUUAUAUAGUUCAGCUUUCACUGCUUUCUUUAGUACUCUAAGUAUUCAUUCUGGUUGUCAGACAAAGGCUGGGGCCAUGCUUAUGAUCUUGGAUAAACAUCUAUAUUCAAACACAGGCUUUGUCCCAGGUUUCUGGCAUGACUUUAAGUCUCACCUUCCUGUUUAGAAAAGAAGAACAAUAGUAUUUUCCUACUCCCUUUCUUGACUGACUUUCUUGAGAUGUGGAGAUGAGUAUUCCCAUUUUCAACUUAUUUGUAUAACACUUUGAAGAAAAGGUGCCCUAAGUGUCUGAAGCUUACAGGCAAUGCUGUGACAUACAAGUCAUUAGAAGUGACCGUUUCUUGUCCCGGGAGUUUAAAUCAGUUGUAUGCUGAUACAACAUGGGAUGAAAUCAAAAGGGGAAAAAGGGUCAUGGUUGGAAGAAGAGCUGUAGUAGAAAAACCAGAUUUAUCACCAUGCAUCUGUUGAGUUCACAUAGGUGUCUGGAUAUAUGGAAAGGUAAUAAAAAAUUGUAAGGCAGAAUUUGAAAAAUUCAGGACACGCAGAAUUAGGAAGAAUGUUCCAGACAUAUUUUACAGGGCAGCCUGGGAAAUCCAGUCAUUCCCUUCAGGGAAGAACAUCAGCCAAUUGAACCUGUAUUUUGAAGGUUUCUGGGUUAACAGAAAACUGCUAUGAAAGUGCUGCACAUGGAAUUUGUUUGGACUGGACAGAGUUCCAUGGAAGUGUCCUCAUGAAGCAGUGUUUGUCCCCCUGGGUGUUUCUCGCCAGUGAGCAUAAGGAUUCUUCUGCCUGAGUUUGUUCACCUGGUUUCUAAGCAUGAGAAAGUUUUUUAAGAUGAUUAAUCCUUGCCAUAAAUGUUUUGUAAAAUAUGUGCUUCAUUCUGAAGCUCUUUGAAGAAUGCUUGCAUGCUGCAUGAAACAUUAUCACAAAGGAUAGCCAAGAAAAAUACAGCUCUAAGAACAUCUAAAUGUACACAAACUGAGAACACGAUUAGAGUUUGGGUGUCACAGAGCAAAGUAAAGGUGUUACUCUCUGCCUGGAUUUGCACUUAGAGCAGAUCCACUUUAGAAACAUUGCAGCAGGCUUCAUUCAUACUAGAAAAAGUGAAAAAGUGAACAUCAGUUCCCUUCUCUAAAUGAGCCUGUCUUUAGCAUAAGUUAAAUGCAUAUUUACAUUAUUGUAGGAGUAAGUAACGGUGACCACUGUGUUAAACAUGAUUCUACAAAGAAAUUACUUGGUUGAAAUCUGUUAAAAACCAGCUGUGGUACUAAAGAAAGAAUAUCAGUACUUGGAUGUGUAAGGAAUCUUGGUGGUUCACCUUCUGAGAGCAGUUAAGAAAUCAGCUGAGAAACACUUAUUAAUUCUUUAAGAUAAAACUACUACAGUUUACCUGAAUGUAAUCAUAUCCUAAUUGCUUAUUCAUUCAAGCAGUCCUCUUUUAAUCAACUACUCAUGAGUAUAAAACAAGCAGGGAGUUUACCUGAGGAUUUCAAAAUGCAUUUUCAUGUUGCUGCUAAGAGAGGAAUACUCAAAAAUAGUUUGGCCUCUUUUCUUUUUUGCCAUCAGUGAGCUGAGUAGUCAUCAAAAGUUUCUUCUAAAAUGUAGGGGGGAUUUAAAUACACUUUUUUUAAAAAGAGGGGAAGACAUAAAAAAGGCAUAAAUGGCUUGGUUUAAAUAAACAUUUAAAUGUAAAUAUACUUUAUAUUUUAUGUUGCAUUACCUUCUGAGUUUUGUUUUCAGAGUAGAGAGUUCUAAAUAGGAGCAGAAAAUUUCAUUUAAAUUAUCUUUUUGACUGGCUAAUUACUAUUCAUAGAUAAUUGACUGAAUAAAAUAGUGUUGCUUUUUCUUUCCAAACUGACAUAACAGGCAUCAUCCCAACCUUUUCAUCCCUAUUAAAUGUCCAGAUCACAGCCUUCUGCUUAUACCAAGGCCUCUUCUCAGAAAGAAAAAAAUUAGUUUAUAUAUCCAGCCAAAUUCCCUUUCCAUCUGGGCUGGGAGGCUCCAUCUGCAGACUGCUCCUAUCAGUUACAUCAGUAAAUGGGGAGGACUUAUGGAGAGCUCUACUAGGGAGCAGAUGGUGUUCCAACUUCUAAAAAAUGCCCCUAAAGUGCUUUGGGCAAGGAGUACCCAUUGAUCUCUCUUGGAAAUACUUUACUAAAGUGUUCAGUUUCUUCAAUGCCUUUAGCUCCUGUGUAGAAUAAUUGUCCUACUCUCUUGAGUAGGAAUUAUCAGCAGUGGGAAAGCCAUGCCCUUUAGAGGAAAAAAUGGAGGCAAAUUCUGUGUUGUUAAAUAUUUGCACAUAAACACCACCAGGGAUGAAGAAGUCAGCCUGGCACAAGUUAUCUGAACACUCACUGAUUUAGGAAUCUCUCAGGACUCUCUUCAAAACUAAUGGAAGUGGCUUUGGCAAGUUCAUGAAUACAGCACCUACCCCAGUAAAAUCCUUGCACUCCUGGGUAAGCAGUGUUUUGUCUGGGAAGUACCAAAGCAAAAAAUGCUUUGCAGAAUUAAUAAAGAGAAGCUCAUCCACCUCUUGGAGGGCUGAUGCUGAUGGUCUUCCAUUAUUCACCUGCUAGUGGGCUGGACUGAAGUAGGACCCCACACAAAGAUAGCUGGCAGCAGAGCACAGAUGCUCAACCAGAAGACAUAUCCAGGUAAGUAAGAAUUAAGUAAUCCCUGGUGAAUUUUACCUGGAUGAUGCUCUUAAUGAGCAGAAAAUCAGAAACAUGUUACAUAUUGUUGCUUCGAAUUUGCUGUAUUUUUUUCUGCAUGUAUGUCAGAAAUAGUGUGUCUUUAGUUGUGCUGGAGCAAGCCUGGGGUGUGUUCAUGGAGAACCUUAGGGUACCCACAAGAGUGAGCCUUGGUGCUCACACAGGGCUGUCUUCCGUGGGCAUUGUGAUAUGCUGUGAGCAGCAGUCAUAUAUUUACUUUAAAAAGUCCUGGUUUUCCUGACUGUAUUUAGUUCCUUUGGGGAGGAAACAUUUCAUUUUCAACAGAUGUGUUUCAUUCUGUUCCCUUUUUCCUGUGAGAGGAUGCACAGGAAUGAAACUUAACCAUAGAGGAGUGAAGCCAGCUACCAGAUUGAUUUAUAUUCUUGUGGCCAUUGCUGUGAUGUGUGUAGCUAAAGUCAUACGGAAGGGGGAAGCUUUUUGUAAACCUGGUCUGGUAUAAUCUACAGAAGAUUAUGUGUCUGUUCUGGAUUAGAGACUCCUAGGCAAGCCCUCUAAAAGGGGCUGAAGGAGAAAGAAAAGGUCUCUCUCCAUUGAAAGACAGGACUUCUGUGGAAGCCAUGCUAACGUGUGUGGGCUGCUCCCCCAGCUUUUGUAGGUCCCCACCCAGCUGCAGCUUUGGGCCCUUUCCAGCCCCAGUGGAGAAGAAUUCUCCAUCUGACCUAGGCAGCCUGAGAUCCACUCCAAGCCUGCCCAUCCUCCCCUUCUGUGGAGCAGCCAAGUGCUGGAUGCGCCCUGGGGCUGCAGAGACAGGCAGGGACACACUCCCCAGGCAGCAGCGGGAUUUGCCUGGGGCAGUCUCACCUCAGGUGCUGAACUCAGUUUCCUGGAAUAAGAUAGGAAAGAUAUCACUGGUAACAGUAACACAAAGAGUUACUGUUUCAUGAGUGUCUUAAACAGCUGAUUUCAUGUCUUUUUUUGCAUUGCUUGCUGCUAUUUCUGGGAAUUCCUCAAAAUAUGUAGCUGUCAACAUCUGCCACUGCUAUUCUAAUUUACUGGAAAGAGACUGUAAACUUGAACUGAUGCAUGUUCUUACCAUGUAUUAUGCAUGAUAACAUGUUACACAUUUUAUUCUCCACUAUAAUAAAUAAUGUAAGUUUUGUGUGAACUCAGUUCAAGCAGCAGAAGUAGUACUUUUUCUUUUCCUCAUAUCAUGUGUUGCCCAGAGCACUUUGCUGGAGCUCUGUAAAUGCCAUUAUCAGCUGGCAGCAAAUAAACCGUUGAAACCAGUCAGGAAAUAAUUACUAAAUUUGACAUUUUUCACUGAAAUAUCAGAAAUAGUUCAGCUUGCUUUAGUGAACCUACUCUGGCACUCAGAAUCACAAUUCUAUGUUCUAUUCUAAGGAAAUCUCACAUCCUGAGUGUAACUUGGGAAUGACUUUUUUGACACAGAUGUUGUUAAGAGGUUAGGAGGGCAGUGAUCCCAGAGUUUUUUUUCAAUUUACAGGAGUAUCUUUUUAAUGGGAAUUGAACAUGUAGAAGAUUGGCUAAGAUGCCUGCAGAGUUUCUAAUAGUUUUGCUACUGAAAAUAAUAUUUCUGAAGAUGGUUGAAGGAAAAUCAAAUUGUGUGCUCACUGCUCUUUUGGCUGAUCACCUGCACUCCCUCAUACACAGACCCUGCAAACACAUUGAGUGUCUGCAAACACAGUGGGUCUCUGUAGGGGAGGUCCCUUUUUUGUCAGGUAGGGACAAGUAAGAACAACUAAGACUAAUCUACAUGGUAAAUACAGCUUAUAGUACUUGUUGAUUAAUGUUUGUUCUGUGUAUUUCCAAAGCCUGUGUCUGUGUUAGCAAAGAAUUAUCUUAGCUGGAUGGGAUCUGUAGCCUGAAGCUGUUGGUGCUAAGGACUUGAUCUCCACACUUAUCUCUAGUUUGAUCCCAGGGGCUGAAUGCCACUAGUGAUUGGAGCACAUCCUUUGCUUCCAUCCAGAAGGAAUCUGGUGCAAAUGCUCAGGAACUCUCCAUCAUGCAAACUAAAGCUCAUUAAGUGAGGCCACUGUACUGCACUGUCCCACAGGAAAGUGGAAUUCCUGCUAGACCAUCCUAUAACUCAGGCUUUGCAAGGGUAUUUUUUUCCAUGGGUAUUUUUCUUUCAAAUUUGACAUCUGAUUCCUCCUGUCAGACCAUGGGAAUCAAGGGCUCCUGAUUCUUCCUAAAUUUACCAUCCAAAUGUGCUCCAUAAAUCAGGAUAUAGGACAAAGUGAUCCAAUAUGGGUACAGCAUGGUAAGUGCUUUGUUUGAUGAAGAGUUAAUGUGAUUCUGCUCGUGGAUGUAAUUUUAUCCUGAACAUGCCGGGUGCUUGCUAAUGCAUGCAUUGUUUUUAUAUACUGCAAGACGCAUAAAAAUUCCCUUAAUCAUUUUCCCAGGGUAAUUUUGUUCUUGUGGCCUUCCAGUUGUAUCUGUAUAUGUGUGCAUACAUGCAUUUAUAUACAGUGUGCAAGCAUUCUUCUGUUCUUAGAAAGUUGCUACUAUGUGCUGCUAACAUAAACUUUUUUAGGUGGUUCAUGUUACACAAUUUGUUACUUGUAUUCUUUGGUUGCCUUUUGUAAUGCUGACAAGUGUAUUGAUAGCAGAUACCACUGUAGACUAAGAAAAACUUUCAUACCAUUUAUACUUAACUUUGUAUGUUUUGCCAUGUGUUUUUUGCUAUAUGUUACUUAAUUUUUGCUCCCAUUUGGAGAAUGUGCUUCUGUGUAUUUGCAAAAUUGUGCCUGGAUUAUUUUAAAACGUAAAUAAAUGUAUACAAUUUUCCAA